ACUUGAACACGUGAUAAAACUGGGAGGGACAAUUUUGUAAAUUUGGCAAAAAGAAACCUGGGCCGACAUUGAUUCUUCGACCAUAUUUAACCCUAGCCGCGCUCCAUCAUUGCCGUUCUCCCGUUACAUCUCUCUUCACCCAUUCCCCUACGACCCUCUAAUGGCGUCAUUAAGCCUCCACCGAAUUUCCCUAAACACCCUUCCCUUUCCAAGGAAAGUGCAACACCAUCCCUCGUCUUCCCCACCAUACCAGUUGCACUUCACCUUCCAGCCCAGAACUCCCAUCUCCUGCACCAGCAAGAAGCUCACGGAUGCAGCCCUGUCAUCGGAGCUUGCCGCUGAGCUCGCGAAACUCAACAUCCAGAAGGCCCAGAAGCAGGAGGCCAUGAAGAAGAGCAGGGAAGUCCUGUUCUCUGAGAUCUGCAAGUCUGUCUCUUUCAAGGAGGAGGAGAUGAGGAAGAAGUGGAGGAGGAUGGAGGAGGAAGAGAGGUGGGGAUUGGUCAAGGAGUUUGUGGGUCAUUGGGGCGCGAGGUUUCAACCCCUGUCUGCGAGGUCUGUGAAGGAGAUGAUCGAAGAGUACCUGAAUGAAGUGGAGGACAAGGAAGGUUCAAGGUCCAAUGGCGGUUCAUCAUUCUUUCCUGGGCUGAAGAGAUUGAUGGGCUUCCCCGAGGAUAUGUGAAGUUUGUCAAUCUGCUGUAAAUUGAUUUCUUUGUCAGAUGAAAUUGCAGUUAAAAUGACAAUUUCUUUUUGUCCA
Messenger RNA from Punica granatum (pomegranate), 754 nucleotides. Lineage: Eukaryota; Viridiplantae; Streptophyta; Magnoliopsida; Myrtales; Lythraceae. The record is from RefSeq and is a predicted model, not a curated record.